CUUUUGGUUUUAUUGUUCAAUUCCAUACGAAACAAACAAUAUAACGAAUAAUAUCUCGCGUGUAACAUAUUGCAAGAUAGUCUCGCGUUGAAAGGAAGCGUAAUACAAAUUCGGAGCAUGAAGAACUCAUCGUUCGUUUAUAUCUGGUUUAUUCUAUGUCUUGGGCUUCGAAAUUUACGUGCAAGAAGCAUCGAUAUUUCUCAAGAUAUUGGAGAGUGCAUGGAUCGAUCAAACAUGACAUUUCAUGAAUUAAUGAAACUUCGUGACUCGUCGGAGGCAAGAAUAAAAUUGAUAAACGAAGAGGAAAAUUUCAAGAGCUAUGGCUGUUUCUUAGCUUGCAUUUGGCAACAAUCUGGCGUGAUGAGUGGCUCUGAUUUGAGCACGUAUAACAUAGCAGGAAUUAUUGAAAAGAAAUAUCACGAUGACGAAAAUCUUAAAACAUUUUUCCAUAGAAUCGCGUUAACGUGCGAGGACGAGAUUUACAUAAAAUGUAAUUUUAGGCGUGAACGACAAGGCGUGUGACGUCGCUCUUAGCUUCAAACUGUGCAUGUUGAAAGCCAUGCGUAAUUAUCCCUGAAUCAAUCUAUAUUUUAUCUAUUUCCACUUGUCCAUUACCGCAAUCGCAAAAAUUGUAGACGAUUAAAAAAAAAAAAUAUUUCAUUA
Apis florea (little honeybee) is the source of this 663-nucleotide messenger RNA. RefSeq names its product odorant binding protein 12 (gene Obp12). The record is from RefSeq and is a predicted model, not a curated record. Gene Ontology annotation, molecular function: odorant binding. Lineage: Eukaryota; Metazoa; Arthropoda; Insecta; Hymenoptera; Apidae.